CAGUUUGCAGUUUGAUUUUGCAGUGAAUCAAAUCAAUCAAGUAAACCAAGUAAAUCAACUACGAAAAAUUAAUAAUGGGUGAAGGUGAAGAAGUGAAGACUAAGAAUGAUCCACAAGUCGAUAUUCAGGAAAGAGGGGAGAUAUUUUUCUUCUACAGGCCCAAAGUGAACAGAGAAGAAGCUCAUAGUCCAGAUGAUGUACAAAGAAUGUACAUUGUGUUACGCCCUGAGUCUGGUGAAAGACUAGUACAGGAAAAACAAUCUCCUGAUUCUGGCAAAGAAGGUGCUAAGUCUGAGCAUACUUCUAGUGCAAACAAAGGUGAAGAUGAUGAUGAAGAUAAGCGUCUCAAGAAGCAUCCUGAAGGCGGCCAUGGAAACAAGGAAGUCAACAUCGAAAAACAGCCAUUGUUGCGUUUCAUUGUGAUGGGAAGGAAGAGUCUCCCUGAUCCUACUAAAAAAAGUAGACCAUUUUGGGGGUUUGUGGAGUUGGUCACUACUAAGAUAGAUGACAUUAAAGAUGCUAUUCGUGGAGAGGAAUAUGAUACCAAAACAAAAGGACAUAGACACAAACCUACAGCUAGGGCUUUAGGAGAAGGUGUGUACCGCUUACUAAGGCACAAGUACUCCAACAACAAGAUGCACACCCAUCUGGUGUACAAGCUAGAACUUCCACCUGAAGACAAGAAAAAUGAACCUCAAGAAGAGCUUAAUGUAGAGCGAGAGGCGUCUUUUAUCAUCCAAGUAAAGAAUCCAGAACAAGGUGGUAGCAGUAGGUCCGACUUUCAAGGUGUACAGAACAAACGCAAAGCCGUGUUUCCUGCGCACUUGCAAGGACAAUUUGGAGCUAAGCGGUAUGGCCCUGUCGAUCCUCCUGACCUACUAAACUACGAAGGAUGUGAAUUCCUCUUGAUAUCGGCAUCCGAUGACAUAGAAGAAGAACUAGGUUUGGAGAUUCGCCCUGAGAUCGAUGUUCCUGAUCCUAGGUGCUCAGAUUUGGUUAAGACCUUCGGUGCAGACGUCGCUCCAACUACCCCACUUUUUGAAGGGGCGUGGUGCUGACCGCUGGCCGCUGGGUAGUCUAAUCAAUACGUCAUCUGUCUCUUUGAGUUUGCACCUUAAAAUUUUUGAGUCUUAGAGUGCAAAUUCAAAGGAACAGAUCGAAGGAUUUGAUAAGUCGCUAGUUGAUCUUUUCUUGUUGCGUUGUAAACUUCAAUCCAUAUGUACUAGGUAUAAGGUGGUCUAUGACAUACGUAUCUUGUUUUAAUAUUAGUGCAAUAUAAUGUAUUUUGCUACAGUAGGUUCUAGUUGGAACGUUGCAAAAUGGUUUAUUUGUAUGUA
Amaranthus tricolor (Joseph's coat) is the source of this 1337-nucleotide messenger RNA. RefSeq lists its product as uncharacterized. The record is from RefSeq and is a predicted model, not a curated record. Bases 75 to 1058 code for a protein of 327 amino acids. NCBI's taxonomy places the organism in Eukaryota, Viridiplantae, Streptophyta, Magnoliopsida, Caryophyllales, Amaranthaceae. The transcript has 4 exons.